AUGCCUGCUAGAACAGGAAAAAGCAAAGGUGCUAGCGCCAAUUCAGGAUGGAAACUCAGGACAAGUGGCUCGAACUCUGUGCUUCAUCGAGCUCUGAAAAGGGCCAAUAAUAAGAACAAGGGGGGUGAACCCGCAGAAACCACUCGAACCGCCACUGUGGAUGGCAAAAAGGUCACCUUUUCCUUGGUGAAGAAUGUCACGAAACGUCCAAAAACCAGUCGCAUGGAGAGAACAAAAUUUAACUGCAGGAGUGUCAAUGUGCAUCAGACAAAUCCUAUCGGAAGACUCGCGGUUGGGGUCAGAAGAUGGCUCACCAAGAGAGAUAUUCCAAUGCUGACGUUGCUCUAUAUUGUAUCAUUCUUGGGAAUGAAUGCUGUAUUCGGGGGCCUUUUCUUCAUCCAAGAAGGAACGUGCUGCGAAGAUGACUCCAUGACAUAUGCCCAAAACUUUGAUUUUGCAGUUCAGACAUCUUCUACAAUUGGAUAUGGAGGAUAUUGGCCUAAGGGAUACGUCAACAAUGCAUUGGUUGUAUUUUUGUCAUUAUUGUCCAUCCUUCUAUCUACAAUGUAUGGGGGGUUACUAUUCUUCAAGUUUAUAGUCGCAGAGGCCAACCUCGAGUUCAGUGAAGUCCUGACACUUUCCAAUGUUUUGUAUGAGCCAUGUUUGGAGAUUCGUGUUGGCAAUGCUGAUGGCCUGGAUAACCCACUCAUCAAUGCUGAAGCUAGUUUAAGUAUCAUAUCAACGCAAGAAUACCGAUGUGAUGAUGACAAUUCCAAGAAGAGGUUAUCCCAAACGGAAGAGUUGCCCUUGGCUGUCAGUUCUCAUCAUCGAUUGGAUACCGUCUGGACACUGCGACAUUUUAUUGACGAGAAGAGUCCACUGUACGGUUUUCGUUUUGAUGAAUUCCCAGCGACUACCAUAACCCUCAUCCAGCUCCAUAUCAAGGCGAUCCAAGUACGGACCAAAGGGGAAGUUUUCAGUCGAGCCUUGUACCAAACUCAAGAUAUUAUGGUUGGUCAUAAAUUCGAAGAUCAAGCCGUAUGGGAUCUACAAGCAAAAAAAGGUUCUUUUGAUUUUGCCAAACUUAGCAGCACACGUCCCUCACUUGUAUGGUACCCGAACUCAACAGACAUUCUUGGAAUGGAGAAGUGA
Cylindrotheca closterium is the source of this 1152-nucleotide messenger RNA. Lineage: Eukaryota; Bacillariophyta; Bacillariophyceae; Bacillariales; Bacillariaceae. The record is from the annotation of a GenBank genome assembly.